AUUGCUUUCAGAGUCCAAUAACACGACCACUCACCACACCAAUUCUACGUUCUCAUUGGUCAGGAAAUUUUUGUCGUGAAUUAAGUGAAAGUGACCUUUGACCUACGACCUUUACCUGUGUAUCCCUCCGUCUCCUUCUCCCAUGUCUGCUCCACCAUGGAGGAGGAGAAGAAGAUCCAUAAGAGAAACUUUAACACGAUACCCAUCUCACUUCACAUCCAUUUAAAUCCAAUUCUCUUCUUUCUCUCACUCUUUCUAUUACCCAUUUGCUACUCUGCCCUCCUCAAGCCACCCCCACUUCCAAUUUUGCCACUCCCCUCUGCCCCUCAGCUCCAAUGGCAACUCACUUCCAUGGCCCUCUUCUUUCACUUUGGUCCCAAUACCUUCACAGACUCUGAGUGGGGUACUGGCGGAGCUGACCCUUCUUCAUUCAACCCGACCCGCCUCAACACCACUCAGUGGGUUCAAGUGGCGAAAGAUGCUGGCUUUAAUCGUGUGAUACUCACUGCGAAACACCAUGAUGGGUUCUGUUUAUGGCCUAGCGAAUAUACAGAUUACUCUGUGAAGUCAAGUUCUUGGAGGAAUGGAGCUGGUGAUGUUGUUAAAGAACUGGCUUUGUCUGCCAAAGAGGCUGGCUUGGAUUUAGGCCUUUAUCUUUCACCAUGGGAUAGGCAUGAGGUGUCUUAUGGGAAAACUCUGGAAUAUAAUGAGUUCUACAUGGGCCAAAUGACUGAGUUGUUGACCAGGUAUGGAGAGAUCAAAGAGGUAUGGUUGGAUGGUGCAAAAGGGGAGGGAGAGAAGGACAUGGAGUACUUUUUUGAUUGUUGGUUUAGUCUCAUCCAUCAAUUACAGCCUGGGGCUGUCAUAUUUUCUGAUGCUGGUCCUGAUACAAGAUGGAUUGGGGAUGAGGCUGGUGUUGCUGGGUCUACAUGUUGGUCUCUUUUUAAUCGAAGUUCUGCCAAAAUUGGAGCCACUGAUCCAAAAUACUUACAGGGAGGAGACCCUUCAGGUCAUGAUUGGGUGCCUGCUGAGUGUGAUGUCUCCAUUAGACCUGGCUGGUUUUGGCAUGCAUCAGAAAUCCCAAAAUCUGCAAUGAGGCUUCUUGAUAUAUAUUACAAAUCUGUUGGCAGAAACUGCCUAUUGUUACUAAAUGUGCCCCCUAACUCUUCAGGCCUUGUAUCAGCUGAAGACAUUAAAGUGCUUCAAGAAUUUACUGAACUCCAGAAGUCUAUAUUUUCUUAUAAUCUAGCCAAGAAUGCUCUUCUUAGUGCCAGCAGUACACGAGGCGGCAUUGUCGAUUCACGGUUUGACCCCAACAAUGUCCUUGAAGAAGGAAUCUACACCUAUUGGGCUCCUGAGGAGAAUCAAUCAAAUUGGGAGUUAUAUUUAGAUCUUUCGGAGUCGGUAUCUUUCAAUGUUCUGCAAGUGCAAGAACCAAUUCAAAUGGGACAACGGAUUAUUGAGUUCCAUCUUGAGAUUGAAAAAGAUGGGGAAUGGAAAAAAGUGAUCAAUGGCACCACAGUAGGAUAUCAGAGGCUUUUGCAAUUUCCCACUGUAGAAUCUCAGCACCUGAAAUUUGUUAUAGACAAGACUCGGGCAGACCCACUAAUUUCUUUUUUGGGUGUCUAUAUGGAUUCAUUUUCCCUUGUGGGUAAUAAAUUUGAUAAUAGCUCACAAAUGCACUUCAACAGCAGUGCAGUAGUUCAGGAAGCUAGAAGCAACCAUUUCUUGAACAGCAGUGAAGUACUUCGGCAAACUAGUCCCAAUCAUACUCAAACUGCUGCAUUGUAAUGUAUGUAGAUUUCCAUUACCUUGUUGCACAGCUGAUUGUUCAAUCUUCAAA
This is a messenger RNA of Hevea brasiliensis (rubber tree), 1843 nucleotides long. RefSeq names its product alpha-L-fucosidase 1. The transcript has 3 exons. Gene Ontology annotation, cellular component: lysosome. Bases 157 to 1791 code for a protein of 544 amino acids. Gene Ontology annotation, biological process: fucose metabolic process; glycoside catabolic process. Lineage: Eukaryota; Viridiplantae; Streptophyta; Magnoliopsida; Malpighiales; Euphorbiaceae. The record is from RefSeq and is a predicted model, not a curated record. Gene Ontology annotation, molecular function: alpha-L-fucosidase activity.